This is a messenger RNA of Ogataea parapolymorpha DL-1, 609 nucleotides long. RefSeq lists its product as uncharacterized. The transcript has a single exon. Bases 1 to 609 code for a protein of 202 amino acids. The record is from RefSeq and is a predicted model, not a curated record. Gene Ontology annotation, biological process: peptidyl-arginine methylation. Gene Ontology annotation, molecular function: protein-arginine omega-N monomethyltransferase activity. NCBI's taxonomy places the organism in Eukaryota, Fungi, Ascomycota, Pichiomycetes, Pichiales, Pichiaceae.
AUGAAGUAUAUAAUCGAGCAUAUGGAACAGGGAUUCACCGAAUGGGUGAUUCUAGAGUACUGUCAGAUUAUUCGUGAUAUAGGCAAGGACAAUCUCAUUUUGACGUCACUUCCAAACGGCACCACAGACCAAGAUAUUCCACAACCUUUGAGAGAGUUAGGACUUGUAUGGACCACUAAAGAGGUCAACGAGUAUGUUGAUGUUUCUGAUUCCAAGUUAUGUCUUCUGGACCCACGUGCAGAGAUUGACUUGCAACCCACUGACAAAGAGAGCUUUGAUUAUUUUAUUUUUGGGGGCAUCCUCGGUGAUCACCCGCCUCGAGACAGAACUUCCGAGCUGAAGAAGAAGCUGAAAUGCGAGACGAGACGCCUAGGCAAUUUACAAAUGACCACCGACACUGCUGUGCGCACCACAAAGAUGAUUCUGGAGGGUACUCCAUUUGAAAGCAUCCAAUUUAUUGAUUAUCCAGAAAUUCGCUUUAGCAAGCAUGAGGCGACUGAGAUGCCAUUUAGGUAUGUGCUGAAUGAAAAUAAAGAGCCAAUUCUGCCGGCAGGAAUGCUGGAUUUGAUCAAGAAAGAUUCAGACAAAACGUUAGACGAUUUCUUUUGA